Molecule: messenger RNA, 717 nt
Organism: Pteronotus mesoamericanus
Lineage: Eukaryota; Metazoa; Chordata; Mammalia; Chiroptera; Mormoopidae
Product: NKG2-A/NKG2-B type II integral membrane protein-like
Exons: 6
Coding region: 1-717 (238 amino acids)
Biological process (GO): positive regulation of natural killer cell mediated cytotoxicity; stimulatory C-type lectin receptor signaling pathway
Cellular component (GO): external side of plasma membrane; plasma membrane
Molecular function (GO): transmembrane signaling receptor activity
Source: RefSeq, a predicted model, not a curated record
AUGAGUGACCAAAGGCUAACCUACACAGAACUAAAUCUGGUGAAGGACUCAGACAGACAACAAAUGAAACCUAAGGGCACUAGAGGCUCCAUUCCAGUAACUGAGCAGGGAAUAACCUAUGCAGAGCUAAAUCUUCAAAAUGCUUCUCAGGAUCUUCAAGGAGAGGACAAGAAUGACCACCACAAAGCAUCCCCAUCACCUCCAGAAAAGCUCAUUGCUGGGAUCCUGUGCCUUGUCCUGCUGUCCACUGUAGUAGCGAUAGCUGUUACUCACUCUUAUGUAAAACCACAGCAGAAUGAACCUUCUUUGACAACAGGGAUCCAAAAAGUGCAUAAUCUUUCUCCAGCAUAUCCUUGUGGUCAUUGUCCGCCGGAGUGGAUAAGGUAUUCCAACAAUUGCUACUACAUCAGUACUGAACAAAAGACAUGGAAUGAGAGUUGGAUGGCCUGUGCUGCUAAGAACUCUAGCCUGCUCUAUGUAGAUAAUGAAGAGGAAAUGAAUUUUUUGACCAUUUUCAAAAAGUUUCCAUGGAUUGGACUUUCCCACAGAAAUAAUAAUUCCUGGGCGUGGAAAAAUGGCUCAAUGUUAUCUUUCAAAAAGUCUUCAAAAACUUCAAAGCUGGAGAAUUGUGCAUUUGGGGAUUUUGACACACAGAAGCUCUCUUUUGAAUCCUGUUUAGAAAACAGAUCGUAUGUUUGUAAGCACCAGGCACAUUAG